Messenger RNA from Brassica napus (rape), 1768 nucleotides. Its product is annotated as organic cation/carnitine transporter 2. Gene Ontology annotation, biological process: transmembrane transport. The transcript has a single exon. The record is from RefSeq and is a predicted model, not a curated record. Gene Ontology annotation, molecular function: transmembrane transporter activity. Bases 90 to 1649 code for a protein of 519 amino acids. Gene Ontology annotation, cellular component: membrane. Lineage: Eukaryota; Viridiplantae; Streptophyta; Magnoliopsida; Brassicales; Brassicaceae.
UCGCCGCUUGAGAAGCUGUGGCACAAGACAAGAGAGGGAAAAGCAAAAAAAAAAGAAAAACAAAAAAGAAAAGAAAAACCUCGUGCAACAUGGCUGAACCAACUCAGCCGCUUCUGAACGAUUCAAACUCGUCACCGCCGAGAUCCCUCGACGACACGAUCGAGAGGUACAUUGGAAGCUUUGGGUGGGCCCAGUUCCUCCAGGCCACAUUAGUCUCCUUCUCCGGAGUUUUCGACGCUCAACAGACAUUCAUCUCCGUCUUCACAGACUUCGAACCCAAAUGGCACUGCACCGAGUCGUUCUGUCACGACUCCAUCUCCAACAUCUGCAUCCUCCCCAAAACCUCUUGGUCCUGGGACUUCCCUCCUCACGUCUCCGUCAUCUCCGAGUGGGGUCUCCAAUGCUCAGGCUCGUUCGUCAAAGGCUUGCCGGAGAGUUCCUUCUUCGUCGGGUGUUUAAUCGGAGGUUUGAUUCUCUCUACGUUAGCAGACUCUUCUCUCGGUCGUAAGAACAUGCUGUUUCUCUCCUGUCUCUUGAUGUCGAUAUCAACAAUGUUUACGGUUUUCUCGCCGAACAUCUGGGUUUACGCUUUUCUCCGGUUCGUUAACGGGUUUGGUCGAGCGACGAUCGGGACGUGUGCGCUUGUUCUCUCGACGGAGCUUGUCGGGAAGAGAUGGCGAGGACGUGUCGGGAUCAUGAGCUUCUUCGGCUUCAUGCUUGGCUUCUUGUCUCUCCCUGCCAUGGCUUAUAUGAAUAGAGGGAACUCGUGGAGGAUACUCUACAUCUGGACCUCGGUUCCGACCAUAAUCUACUGUGUUCUGGUUCGGUACUUCGUCUGCGAGUCUCCGAGGUGGCUGUUCGUUAGAGGUCGUAGAGAAGAAGCCAUUUCGAUUCUCAAGAGAGUUGCUUCGAUUCCUUUGAGUGAUGGUACCAUGAGCUUUUCGAGCUUACCAACUGAGGAGGAGGAAGACGAGAAGCCUAGUGUUAACAUCUACGCGGCCAUGAAGGUGUUGGUGGAAAAGAGAUGGGCGCUUAGGAGAUUAACCGCGGUUAUGGCGGUUGCGUUUGGGAUCGGUUUGGUCUACUACGGGAUGCCUUUAGCGUUAUCCAAUCUCGAUUUCAACGUUUAUAUGAGUGCAGCGUUUAACGCGUUGAUGGAUUUGCCAGCGAACCUCAUAACGCUUUUCCUCGUGGACAAACUCAGCAGGAGAAACGCACUCAUCGGGUUUACGGCCUUAGGAGGUGUCUCGAGCGUUCUCAUAUUCGCGUUACAGAAUAUGAGAAUAGGGAGCCACGGGGCUUUACAAUUGGUAUUAGAGCUGAUCUCUUACUUUUGCGCGUGUUCGGCUUUUAAUAUUGAGAUGAUAUACACAAUCGAGUUGUUUCCGACAUGCGUGAGGAACUCGGCGAUCGCAAUGACUAGACAGGCAUUGGUGCUUGGUGGGGUCUUCAGCCCGAUUAUGGUGGCAGCUGGUCGGAAAAACGGGUUCUGGUCGUUCGGGUUGUUUGGUUUAGCUAUAGGCUUGCUUGGUUUGUUUGCCGUCGCGUUACCAGAGACUAGAGGGAGUGAUCUAUGCGACACUAUGGACGAGGAAGAGUGCAAAGAUCGGCAGGGUAACAAUGAUAUCAUCAGUAGUGUGAUUGCAUGAUAUGAAUAUGAUGAAGAUUUUUGAAUGCAUGUAAUGUAGAUUUAAUUAUAAGCACAUCAUUGUCGUUUUAUGUAUUAUCUAACUUUAAUGUUAAUGGAAGAUGUACGAGUUAUUCGAAA